AUGGAGAGCAAAUCUGCGACACCAGACGUCUCCAAAGAGCGAAACGAGGCUGAUCAUGCUCAAGUCACUUUGGUUCUCCCAGAUGGUGAUGUGCCGUAUACGAAUCGUGAUGUCGAUGCCGAUGAGAGGCUGAUUACAGCACUCGGUUACAAACAAGAGUUCAAGCGUGAAUUCUCUCUAUGGACGACUUUCGGCGUGAGCUUUGCUGUUUCUGGAUUGCUUCCGUCGUUUGCGAGUACUCUGUACUUUGGAAUGGGAUAUGCUGGUACAGCGGGUAUGGUUUGGGGUUGGAUCAUUGCGAUGAUAUUCAUUCAGUGCAUUGCAAUGUCGAUGGCCGAACUAUGCUCAGCAAUGCCCACGAGCGGCGGAUUAUAUUACACUGCAGCAGUCCUUGCACCCCCGGGUUACGGACCCUUCGCUGCCUGGAUCACCGGCUGGUCCAAUUGGAUUGGUCAAAUAACAGGACCACCAUCAAUCAACUACUCGCUCAGUGCAAUGAUCCUAGCAGCAGUCUCAAUCCACAAGCCAGACUACGUUCCAACAGCAUGGCACACUUUCCUGCUAACCACUCUCAUAAUGAUCAUUCAUACAGGAAUCAGCAGCAUGCCCACGAAGCGCAUAGCACAGUUCAACGCAUGGGGCUCGACCAUCAAUUUCAUCGCCAUGAUCCUCGUCAUAAUCAUCAUCCCGACAAACACCAAAAAUAGCCCGAAAUUCACACCCUCCAGGGAAGUCUGGGGCCACAUAACCAAUCUAACCGACUUCCCAGAUGGCGUCGCCGUCCUCAUGUCCUUCGUCAGCGUGAUCUGGACAAUGUCAGGUUACGACUCACCCUUCCACCUGAGCGAAGAAUGCUCAAACGCGAACAUCUCCUCACCGCGCGCAAUCGUGCUCACCUCCGGAGUGGGCGGGGUGAUGGGCUGGUUUCUGCAGCUCGUCGUUGCAUACACGGUGGUGGACAUUGAAGCCGUGAUCGAUUCCGAUCUGGGCCAGCCCUGGGCAUCGUACUUGCUGCAGGUCAUGCCGCAGAAGGCAACCAUGGCGAUCUUGGCGCUUACGAUUAUCUGUGGGUUUUCCAUGGGACAGGGGGCUAUGGUUGCUGCAUCGCGGGUGACGUAUGCUUAUGCUCGGGACGAAUGCUUUCCGCUCUCGAGGUACUGGAAGCAGGUGCACCCGUAUACGCAGACGCCUGUUAAUGCCGUUAUUGUGAAUGCCGUGCUGGGCAUAUUGAUGUGUCUGCUUAUGUUGGCGGGGAAUGUGGCUAUUGGUGCUUUGUUCUCCAUUGGUGCCAUUGCGCAGUUUUUUGCUUUCGCUGUGCCGAUCGCUAUCCGGGUGUUCUUUGUCGGGAAUCGGUUCCGCAAGGGUCCUUGGAAUUUGGGUCCCUAUGGCCCGUAUAUUGGUGGUCUUGGUGUCUCAUUUGUGCUCUUUAUGGUGCCGAUCUUAUGUUUGCCUAGUGUUACUGGCAGUGACUUGACGACCGAUAUGAUGAACUGGACUUGUCUGGUUUGGGGCGCGCUGAUGUUAGCGGUUACCAUUUGGUGGUUUGUUGAUGCUCGGCACUGGUUCAAUGGUCCGGUGGUCAAUGUUGAGCAUGCGAUUCAUGUGAUUGAACAGGAGCCCGUCGUCAGUGAGGGCAUCGAGCCUGAACCCCGAGUGACGGAAAGAAAUGAUCCCCCCGCAAGAUGGAUGAUCCGGGUGAUCCAAUCUAAUAGGCUGAGGGGAAAGUCGCUGUAUCAACACGGGAUCUAG
Penicillium paradoxum is the source of this 1749-nucleotide messenger RNA. RefSeq names its product amino acid permease. Bases 1 to 1749 code for a protein of 582 amino acids. Gene Ontology annotation, cellular component: membrane. The transcript is spliced from 3 exons. Gene Ontology annotation, biological process: transmembrane transport. Gene Ontology annotation, molecular function: transmembrane transporter activity. Lineage: Eukaryota; Fungi; Ascomycota; Eurotiomycetes; Eurotiales; Aspergillaceae. The record is from RefSeq and is a predicted model, not a curated record.